Messenger RNA from Auxenochlorella protothecoides, 489 nucleotides. RefSeq lists its product as hypothetical. The record is from RefSeq and is a predicted model, not a curated record. The transcript is spliced from 2 exons. Bases 1 to 489 code for a protein of 162 amino acids. Lineage: Eukaryota; Viridiplantae; Chlorophyta; Trebouxiophyceae; Chlorellales; Chlorellaceae.
AUGGCCACCCGAGCCUGGAACCUGCGGUACUCUUUGCUGAAGUUGAAGCAUGCGGUGUCGGAAGCAGUUGCAUCCCCGCACCAGGGCUCGGUGGCGGACGUCCUGCAGACCACGGUAGAGGCAUAUCAGCGCCGGCUCACGCAAGUGAUCGCAUUGGCCGGGGUGUCCAUGGCGCCCACUCUCAAUCCUCUGGGGACCAAGGACCCCGGGGCAGUGGAGCAGCUUCUUGUUCGCCGGAUACCUCGACCCUCCACCAGCAACGUGUGGGUGGGCGACGUGGUGGCUCUGAAGACCCCCUCGUCCCUGCAGCCCAUCAGCCUCGCCAACACAGAGCAUGUCGAUUACAUGGUUAGGCGUGUCGCUGCCAUGCCAGGCGAAGAGCUGGUUACCGACGACCCGGAGGACGAACCUGUCGUCUUGCAGCAGGCUGAUGUGGCUGUACUGGAAGCAGAGCUGGACAUUGAUAAGCUGUGCAAGCAGGAGCAAUGA